UCCCUGGUAUAGGAGAUGAUUUGGGAGCAGUGUAUCAUUAUGGAAGAUUCUGUGCAGUGGUAAUUGCUGUAGAAACCUUUAUUCUUUUUUCUUCUCCUUCCACUCUUUUCUUUUCCUUCCACUUUCGUUGUUCAUGGUCUUUCACAAUGAAUGUUUGGAGUGGUACCAGGCAUUUUGGAAAAUGGGUGCAAAACCUUGGAGAUAAAGAUAAUUGGUUGUGACCUUGGGUCAUCAGUUUUAGAGAAUUAAAAGACCUUCUACUGCUUGGGGUAGCAUUGGCCCUUCACUCAUCCUGUUUGCUGCUACCUGAGGGACUGGGAGAAGCAACUAAGGACCUUUAACUAUCCCAGGAAGAUGUGCUCAACUCUUCACAUGGUGGAUACCCUCACCUUGGGAAUUGGUGUCUAUAAAACAUUCAGCCUUGCUGCCAAUAGCUGUCACAGAUGUCGAGUUUCUGAGAUGGAUGAGCUGUGAAACAAAAAAGCAUUGCCAAAAUGUACCUAUUGAUAAUCAUCACUUUUUAUUUUAUUGGUACAUCCUAAUUUAAUAUCUCAUUCAAUUCUCAUAACAUCCCUUUUAUAGUUAAAGGAGAAUAUUUGUGAUUCCUCAGUAGGGUGCUAAGACACAAACUUAAAUAACUUGCUCAGAUUCAUAAGCCUGCUUAGUUUUAAUUACGGGAUCAAAACUGGAUUCCAGGUCUCCUGUCAAGUGCUCCAAACAACUGCUCUUUUUGCUAACUGCAUUGACAACCUAGUUUUGAGGUCAAGUGUUUAAAUUAAAAAAAAUAAUAAUAAAAGGUUUCUCCUGCUCUGCAAAAGUAGAGUGCUCCUAUGAAACCUUUCAAAAGCCCAAAUGGCAUAAAGUGGAGAAGCACUUACCAUUAAUUACGUGGAAAAUUUUUUGAGCGUUCCCAGGCUCAGGGUAUAACCUCUCAUAGGAUUUUCUGAUACCUUAGGAUACACCUAGCUAAUGCAUGCACAAAAUAAAUCGGUAUAAAGCACAGAUGUUCAUAGACACAGUUCAGACCUGUGGCAGCCUGGUGCUGCGAUGCUGGGUGGUUCCUGGGGAAGGAGCUGGGCGGGGCAUUUGUUCCUCUGCUUGGGAUGUGUUCUGUCUCUUCAAGGGCCCCAAACACAACAAACACUUAACACUAUUUUUACCUAUUUUCAUAAAAACAAAAAUCCUCUUUGGAUUUCCUUCAGUUAGCAAAAAUGGGUACCAGGGUAGGUCUUUGUAAAAGCGAAGUUCUGUAACAUGGACUUCAAAAAGUGGGGUCACCUCUAUUUGCAUUUGUAUUUUAUGGUUUUAUGGCUUAGAAAAUUCGGUGGCUAGGAAACUAGUAUUAUUAGUAGUAUUGUGUUCUUUUUAGAAAUGAGAAAAAUGAGGCCUAGAAAGAUUGACCUACCCAGUUUUACGUAGUUUGCAAGUGAGAGCUGCGACUGAAACUUAGCUCCUUUUUUGUCCAGUGUUUUCCCAGAUAAACCAAGCUGUUGGUAGAUGGUAUCUUUAGUUGAUGACAAUAAGUAUUUGUUUAAUAGAACUUAAUCUUUUUGCGAAGUCUUCAACCCUGUUGCUUAGUAAAGGUAAACUUAAGAUUUUAGAGAGUAUUAGACUUUUCUAUCAUAAUCCAGGCUAUAGACCAGGAUUAUACUGACCCACUUCAUUGAAUGCAUCACUUGAAUCACACACCUUUUUGGAGUUGAAGUAAUAGGUCUAGAAAAGGUAGGUGACUGGGGAUGCCUAGAUGGCGCAGUCAGUUAAGCAUCUGACUCUGGAUUUUGGCUGAGGUCAUGAUCUCAAGUUGUGAGAUCUAGCCCCACAUCGCUAAGAUUCUCUUUCUUCUUCUCCCUCUGUCUCUCCCCACCCUUAAAGGAAGAAAUGAAGGGAGGAAAGGAGGGAGGGAGGAAGGGCAACUGAUGUUGUUUCUCAUAGGAAUCAAGGGAAGAAUUAGGACUGAGAUUGUAUGUCAGCAGUAGGAUCAAGGCAUGAGGCCACAUAAGGAGGAACUGGAUCAGAAUUGGCCUUUGUCAGGAGCCUAAACUGUAGCAUGGGAUUGAAAUGCAUAGUUAAUUCUGUUUGUAGGCUCAGCCUGGGCACUUGAUGAUGUUUCCUAGGCCAGAACAGCAAGGUAGGAAUGACAGCCCACCAGAGGGGAGAGCCUAGCAAAGAUCCAGGAAAUAGAAGUGGUUGUCAAUUUACCCAUCUAAUUAUGUGGAACAGUUAUUGAAUCUCUUGUUGAUAGUCUCUUUCUUGUUCUGCAGAGGCCUUUGAAAUUGAUGUAACACUCUGACCCUCCAGUCCAGAUGUAUUAGAUUCACACAGAAAUACUAAAAAUAAAUAAAAAGCACUGAUCCAAACGUUUGAAUUGAAGGCAUUCUGGGAAAACCGCCUUUUAUUGUGAAAAUCGUCUUUGAUCUUGAAAUUAAAAGUAAAGCUGGAAAAGAAUUUACAAACGAGGAAAAAACAAAGUUUGGGAUCGGACUCACAGGAUCUGGGCUUGGAAAUGCCUCAGCCUAGUGUAAGCGGAAUGGAUCCGCCUUUUGGGGAUGCCUUUCGAAGCCACACCUUUUCAGAGCAGACUCUGAUGAGCACAGAUCUCUUAGCAAACAGUUCAGAUCCAGAUUUCAUGUAUGAACUGGAUAGAGAGAUGAACUAUCAACAGAAUCCUAGAGACAGCUUCCUUUCUUUGGAGGACUGCAAAGACAUUGAAAAUCUGGAGUCUUUCACAGAUGUCCUGGAUAAUGAGGGCGCUUUAACCUCAAACUGGGAACAGUGGGAUACGUACUGUGAAGACUUAACAAAGUACACCAAGCUAACCAGCUGUGACAUCUGGGGAACAAAAGAAGUGGAUUACUUGGGUCUUGAUGACUUUUCUAGCCCUUACCAAGAUGAAGAGGUCAUAAGUAAAACUCCAACUUUGGCACAGCUUAAUAGCGAGGACUCUCAGUCUGUUUCUGAUUCCCUUUAUUACCCUGAUUCACUUUUCAGUGUCAAACAGAAUCCCUUGCCCUCUUCAUUCCCUAGUAAAAAGAUCUCAAGCAGAGCAGCUGCCCCUGUGUGUUCUUCUAAAACUCUUCAGGCUGAGGUCCCUUUGUCAGACUGUGUCCAAAAAGCAAGUAAACCCACUUCAAGCACACAGAUCAUGGUGAAGACCAAUGUGUAUCAUAAUGAAAAGGUGAACUUUCAUGUUGAAUGUAAAGACUAUGUAAAAAAGGCAAAGGUAAAGAUCAACCCAGUGCAGCAGAGUCGGCCCUUGUUGAGCCAGAUUCACACAGACGCAGCAAAGGAGAACACCUGCUACUGUGGUGCAGUAGCAAAGAGACCCGAAAAGAAAGGGGUGGAGCCUCUUCAGGGACACGUCACUCCAGCUUUGCCUUUUAAAGAAACCCAGGAACUGUUACUCAGUCCCCUGUCCCAGGAGGGUCCUGGGUCAAUUGCAGCAGGAGAGAGUAGCAGCCUUUCCGCCAGCACAUUGGUCUCAGAUUCAUCCCAGAAAAAAGAAGAGCACAAUUACUCCCUUUUUGUCUCUGACAACUUGGGUGAACAGCCAACCAAAUGCAAUCCUGAAGAAGAUGAGGAAGACGAGGACGAUGUUGAUGAUGAGGACCAUGAUGAAGGAUUUGGUAGUGAGCACGAACUUUCUGAAAAUGAGGAGGAGGAGGAGGAGGAAGAGGAUUAUGAAGAUGACAAAGAUGAUGAUAUUAGUGACACUUUCUCUGAGCCAGGCUAUGAAAAUGAUUCUGUGGAAGACUUGAAGGAGAUGACUUCAAUAUCCUCUCGGAAGAGAGGUAAAAGAAGGUACUUCUGGGAGUAUAGUGAACAGCUCACCCCAUCACAGCAAGAGAGGAUGCUAAGGCCAUCUGAAUGGAACCGAGACACCUUGCCAAGUAAUAUGUACCAGAAAAAUGGCUUACAUCAUGGGAAAUAUGCAGUAAAGAAGUCACGGAGAACUGAUGUAGAAGACCUGACUCCAAAUCCUAAAAAACUACUCCAGAUAGGCAAUGAACUACGGAAACUGAAUAAGGUGAUUAGUGAUCUGACUCCGGUCAGUGAGCUACCCUUAACAGCCCGGCCAAGGUCAAGGAAGGAAAAAAAUAAGCUGGCUUCCAGGGCUUGUCGAUUAAAGAAAAAAGCCCAGUAUGAAGCUAAUAAAGUGAAAUUAUGGGGCCUCAACACAGAAUAUGAUAAUUUAUUAUUUGUAAUCAACUCCAUCAAGCAAGAGAUUGUAAACCGAGUACAGAAUCCAAGAGAGGAGAGAGGACCCAACAUGGGGCAGAAGCUUGAAAUGCUCAUUAAGGAUACUCUUGGUCUCCCAGUCGCUGGGCAAACCUCCGAAUUUGUUAACCAAGUGUUAGAGAAGACUGCAGAAGGCAAUCCCACUGGAGGCCUUGUAGGACUAAGGAUACCAACAUCAAAAGUGUAAUCAGCCUCAUUGGACCACUGGUCAGAAAUGUCUGUGUUUGUCACGUUAUUCCUUGUAAAUUUUCAUUCUGUUUUGCAUGUCAGUUUAGCAUUAUGUAAACAUUUAUGAUUAGGUUACAUUGUUUUAAGAACUAAGUAGCAUAAGUGAAGCAUGAUCCAAAAUACUUGAUUAUUGCAUUUUCAGAGCAUAAACCAUGGUUAAAACCGCUACUGUCAUCAGAAUCGAAACUCAGACAUUUAAGUAAAUGUUUAGAUACAGAGUGCAAAAAUCUGUUAAAGUAAAACGUUUGGGAGGAGUGAAGACAUUAGUAAAAGCCAAAUAUUGUGGCAGGUUUAUGCUCUGAACCACACAAAAAAAUUGAGGAAGCAUUUUUUUAAACAGUCAGUUUAGAUUGUUUUUAGAAUUAUUCCUUUUGUUCUAAUUUUCCACAAACAUUAAUCUCACUUGUACAUGGCACAACCCAGCACUCACGCCCAUGUGCCAUAUUAGAAGUUCAUUUUCUGAGCUCAAUAUGGUAUAUAUAAAUAUAUAUAAAUAUAUAUAUAAUGUCUGUGCAAGUAAGAAAAAAAGCAUAUUCUUUGUGCCUUGUAUUUUGGGGAAACUAUAAAACUGGUAAUAUUUUGUAUGAUGAAAACCCUAAUGAGGAAACACAAGAUAUAUAGGUGGAAAAAUUAUGGGGUUUAAAUGUUUUUUUUGUUCCAACUCUUUUUCAAAUUUUUUGAAUGUAUAUAGGACUAUGUUGAAAUGUAGAUAUAUGCCACAGAGUCUGUGUAUUGUAUAAAAAACAAAACAAAAAACAAACAAAAAAAAGAUGGCUCUAGAAAACUCAUAUUUCGGUACUUGACCGGAAGAAGACAAAUACUUGCACAUUAUUGCGAUUGUUUUAUUUUUUGUACCAAAGACAAAUGCAACUGAUAUGGCAAACUGCCAGUCUAAGUAAAGUUUUGCACAGCUUACAUGAUACUGUAUGAAUGUAUGAAAAAAAGGAGAAAAAAAAAGAAAAAUGAAAAGGUCAGGGUUAGGGAUCUUACUGAACUGUGAAUUUUAUUUCUGUUUGGGUCCAAUUAUCUACAGAAGGAGCAUCCACACACACAAAUAUUAUUUUGCUGUUCCUCUAGUUCGCUUCCAUAGUAGAUAAGUUGGUGGCCAUUUAGAUGUCUGUAAGUCUUUUUAUUUCUGCACUUAAUUGUAGGAAAUUUUAAUAUAUUUCAUUUUAGUAAGCUAUUGGUAAAAUAGUUUUUGACCUUGAAAAUUAAAACGUUUAUUUAGCUUAUUGUAGUAUACUUCCACCAAACAACCAAAAUACAGAUUAUUUUUAUUGUAUUAUGUAUAUAUAUAUAUGUAAAGAAAGAAAAAAGCUAAAAAUAUCUAAUUCUUUAGUUGCCACUUUUCCAAUUGAUGUAUUAUUGUGCAUGUAAUAUUUUCAAAGAUCAACACAAGCUUAAAACAAAAACAAACGAUUUAUAGAUUUUUAUAUUUUUGUACAGGUAUUUUCAAACUAGCUUCUUCAAACUUACAUGUGACUUAUUCUUCUUCUAUAGUUUCUAGAACUGAGAAAUAUUAACACAUUUAGUUUUUAGGUGCUCUUUUUUGCUCACAUAAAACAGCUUCAUUAGUCAGUGUUUUAACUGUGUUAAAGCUUUACCUCUGAUGAGAAAUUUUUUGUGUCAAGGCAGCAUUAUAAACCUUCCCCACAGAUCUUCCCAUUCUGUCUCUCUUACUGUUUGAUCCUCAGAUCUUGUGUUUUGAACUCUGAAAACUGGUGGCUUAAAAACUAUACUUUAAAAAAGAUCCUAUCUAGCCAGAAAAAAAUACCAAAAAUUUCAGACCUAGCUGCUGGGAAAUUACCUGUUUCUCCAACUGUUUCUCCAUUACCCCCUGGAGAAUUUAUUCUUUAAUUAUAUUUUGUCUUUAUAGUGUGUUUUCUUUUCUUCUACUUUAUCCCUUCUCCCCCACUCCCCUACUUGUAAGCCUAGCAUAUGAAGCUAUAGCUUAUAAAGUUUGAUUCUAAAACACAGUAACAACUGAACAAUGUUGCUUAUAUGCUUCUUUGACAUCAUGAAAAGGAAACUUCUAGAAGGAUUGUCUUAACACCUUAGCUGAACUGUGAUGCACAAGAUUUUCCUGUGUGCUUGGUGGAAAUGUACCUGGUUAGUGCAUUCAUGCUGAACAGAUGAUAAGCUCAGAGCUAAUGGUUUAAAAGAAUGUAAGCUCAUUGUUUAAAGUUUUUCCUUUUUAGAUGGGAGAAGGCAAAGCAUAGGCUUAUAAAUUGGAAGUAUAUGAAGUUUUGACAGAGUGUGUUUAGUAAAUUGAAACAUGUCCCAAAAAUGUGGCAGUUUUGCAAUCAGGUGAAAAUCACUUCAUGAUAGAGAUUCAGCUGAUGAGGUUUAUAAAAUUGCCCCUUUCUAGCUGCUCUGUUAGGAAUUCUGGUUUUUGAUACUUUUUUCCUGUCUGCAAACCAGAAUUUGAUUUUUUGGUCUUGCAUUUCAAAAAAAAAAAAAAAAAAGACUUUGAAUCUGUUUAGUAGAUUCCAUAUCCUUGCAUUUCAGUGUUUUAUAUGUACUACUUAAGUUAAAUAGUUAAAAGCUUUUAAAUAGUUGAGCUUUUUAAUGUUGACACUUUAUUUUGUACCUAUUUAUAUAUGUAUGUAUAUCUUAGAAAAGCACUUUGUUAAAAAAAAAAUUGCAUUUUAUAUGAUUCCUGCCAUUUGCUGCUAAAUCUGGGCUGGUCAGAAUGCUGCAGCGAUACUUGAUCUAAAUAAAAACCUGGCAGUAAAAUGUAGAGUGAAAGUUAAAUCCUCUUGCUGUUUUAACUUUAUCAUCAAGAUGACAUAGGCAAGCUGUGCAGCUUUACAUUUUAACCAGGGGACUCUGUGGCAUUUAAAACCGUCUAGAAAUGGUUGUACUUUAAUGCCAGUAAUAAUCUGCUUCCUCUAUUGUCAUUAAAAUAUAUACGUUUAGUGUAUCACACAAACAGAUCUUAUAAGGGUAACGUAAAAACCCCAACAAUUGUACAUGUUCUGUUUUUGAAAAUUGUGGCAUGUAUUUUUGGGUGAAGAUCAUUAGAGAAGAGCUCUCUAAAGGUUUUCUGUGUUCAUACAUGGUAUACAGAUAGCUCAUAAUGAAGUCCAGAAUCUUACUUUAAGUGAAGGCAUUGUGAAUUCACCUCAAAUAAACCCAUUGUUCCAAAAGCAAUUAUAAACUUUGACUCUAGUACUACUAUGAUUGAAAAAAAAAAACCAACAACAAAAAACGUUCUUCCUCAUUUCAGAUACACUGGAUUCUUUAUAGAGUUUGUCUCCAUAUGAAAGCAUGCUGUCCAGUUGUUCUUGUUAAGAUCUUGUCUGAGUUUUGAAUUGGGCACCACACUUUUUCAGUCAAUAUGAUUGCUUGUUCUACUGUACCAUGUAUGAUUCUUGUCCUUUCCUAUAUCCUUCAUGACAGAUUAUGAUGUGGCUUUAUAUUGUGCCUUACUUGUACAUUUAAACUUAACGUCUUCAUUCCCUUCCAAUUCCUAUACCGUUCACUUUGACCUUUUUGGUAAGAGAAUCAGAGCAAUUAUAAAAACAUCAUGAAGGAUUUCAGAUGGGUAUGGUUUCCAAUUCCCUCUCUUUAUAGUUAUUUUAUAUUUGUAUGAAAGACCAGUUUUGAAUGGUCUUUAAACCAGAGAGGGAAAGACUAGCAGUCAUUUCACUACAUCCCUUGUUUCUGACUUUCAUGAAUUUGUCCGACAUCUUCUUUCUGAUGCUUGACUUGAUUUGCUUCUUAGCAAUAGUCUGCAUUUAAAGAAAGGUGUGUUCAGUCCAUCAGCUUGAAAUUGACUAUUUCAUCUUUCCAGAAUUUUUUAGGAGAAGAAUACCCGUUUUGUUUGUUUUAUAAAACAGAUGACAAGUCUCUUUAAAAGAAACAGAAGUACAGUACUUUUGAAAUACAAUGCUGUUAGUUUGGAUUUCUUUUUUUAUAUAUAAUAUUCAUACAAUUAUCUGAUGUUUGCCUUCAUUAAUAAAGCUGUUAGUUUAUUCACCAAAAUGUCAAGAAUGGAUGUGCUUUUCUUUAUUCCAUACAUUUAAAAAUAUUUUAGCUGCUAAGAUUUAGUUAACUUUCUAAGAAACAAAUUCAAGUUGCCUUCAGCAGGAAUUAACAAAAGCUUAUGUUCCCUUUCUUUAUAUAGUCUUCCUACAAUUCUGUUCAAGUAUUUUCUAAUUAAUUAUGUAAGAGAACGUUAGCAUCUCUCCAAAUCUUGAAACUUGAAUUUUGAGAAUGCAUUGAAUUAUGCUUUCAGUGUUAAAGUAAAAGGUUUCAAUUAUCCUUCUAGUGAAGUCUAUUGUGGAAUACCAUUUCCCAUGGAACUGAGGCCAUUUCCACAACUUUGCACAGAACUGCAGUCUUGUUCUUCCCUUGGAUCAUGACAAGUCUCACACAGUGCCGUAAUACUUGUGGAUUCUUUUGUAAUCUUUGUAAUCUUAAUAAGGGCAUUAUGAGAAGAUGACUCCAUGUUUUUUUAAUAUUUCAAACACAUUGGGAUGUAACAAUGAAUGUCAACUGUAGGAAUGGUUGUUUCGUUUUAAGGAAUAAGUAUGUUGGGGAAAGAUGAUGAAAAUGUACUACUGACAGUUUUACACUUCCAUAGGCAAGUGGGAUUAUGUGUUGAAGCAUAAUCCUCGUGCUUAGUAAACUGACCGAAAAUUGUAGAAAUUAUACCUAGGAACUGAAUUAUGCCAAAUUGCCAUUUUUCUUUAGAAAAGAGAGGUUAGGGUGUAGUAGGGAGUAGAACCUUAAAACUACUUCCAAGUAAUAUUCUGGAAUUGAAGACUUGGUGACUAGUGAAGAACAUCAGAGUUGGGUAUUUCAGUGUGCCAAGUGUGGGUGAACUAGAUUUGCCUCUUUCAUAACAAUGUAAACACAAUGGUGUAGUUAAUUAAAUUCUGGGCGGAUGGGAGCGGGACUGAUUACUGUGUCUUGCCCUCCGCCCUGUGUUUUUUUCGGAACCAAAUAACAGAAAUGUGUAUGUGUGUACUGUAUCUGCCUUUCCACCACAUUUUUAUGACACUGUAUUCCACUGCCUGCUUUUUCUUUUUUUUUUUAAUCUUCUUUCCCUAGGAUUUGUCCUAUAUCUUAGCAUUUGUGAUUAACAAUGAUACUAGGGCUGACCGCACAUAAGAAGUCACAAGAGAAGAGCGGAAGGGCAAGAAUUCAGAGCAUUUGUUCAUAUAAUGUGGCAACCUCUUUUGCAUAGUGGCGUAGGAUCCUGUUUGUAAUGCUAUCAUAAAUAUUCUGUAGUUUUGUUUCCCCAUUCCCCCAACUGGAGCUAUGAAACUUUUUAUUGGAUUCAGUCUUGUCUUUUGUCUAGAAGAAUUUUAUCUUGUUGACGCAUGAGCUGUUUAAAAAUUAUUCUAUUAAAUGUUGGUUAAUAGUUGUGCAGUUUUUCUUUUCAGAAGAAAAGGCAAUUCAAAUGUUGCCUUUGUUUUCUGUCACCUUCCAACCCCUCAGCACUUCUAGUCAGAUACAGAUUCAUCAGUGUAUGCAACAUCCUUUGUAAUUUAAAAUAAAAAAAGAUGAAAAGGU
Molecule: messenger RNA, 9987 nt
Organism: Lutra lutra (Eurasian river otter)
Lineage: Eukaryota; Metazoa; Chordata; Mammalia; Carnivora; Mustelidae
Gene: CREBRF
Product: CREB3 regulatory factor
Exons: 9
Coding region: 2504-4423 (639 amino acids)
Biological process (GO): response to unfolded protein; regulation of transcription by RNA polymerase II
Cellular component (GO): nucleus
Molecular function (GO): RNA polymerase II transcription regulatory region sequence-specific DNA binding; DNA-binding transcription factor activity, RNA polymerase II-specific
Source: RefSeq, a predicted model, not a curated record